Molecule: messenger RNA, 2441 nt
Organism: Bactrocera latifrons
Lineage: Eukaryota; Metazoa; Arthropoda; Insecta; Diptera; Tephritidae
Gene: tll
Product: protein tailless
Exons: 3
Coding region: 672-2012 (446 amino acids)
Biological process (GO): anatomical structure development; positive regulation of transcription by RNA polymerase II; cell differentiation
Molecular function (GO): RNA polymerase II cis-regulatory region sequence-specific DNA binding; zinc ion binding; nuclear receptor activity
Source: RefSeq, a predicted model, not a curated record
ACGGGGUAUUUGCAUGCGGCCAAGUCUUUCUUCUAGUUUUUAGAGAUUUGUGUGGUUGUUAGUCUUUUGUACAAAAAGUGAACAAUUUGCAAAGCUUUCUAAAUCGUGCACAAUAAACUACAAAAUUCAGACGGUCGUCAACGGUUGCAGGAUCUGUCGAAUAAAUCUGGAUUUCUCUCUCUUACUCUCCGCUAAGGCAAUUGCAAUUGUGAAAGAGCAAGAGAAACCACACCCUGAAUGUGCGUUUCUGUGACAGCCGCCAGCCAAUGAACGAACUCAAAUACGAGAGGGAUGAUCAGCAACUAUUAGCAUGGAAAUGGUAAUGCACAAAUAAUGCGUAGAUAUCCAUAAAGGAUAUUUCAACCCGGCUAGGACUAUUAAAGCAGGAGUAAAAUCGCAAGAAAGCAUCACAACCAUUCGACAUCUCGUGCGCAAUAGUCGUCAAGUUGUUUGAGUGCAUUGAAGACGAUCGCGUUAGUUUAGUGCUAAAAUAAUCCAAACAAAAAAAAAAUAAUUUUUUUAAAACACAAAGACAUAUAUAUAUAUGCUUAAGAUAAACAAUAUUUGAAAACUGUUUUUGAAAGCAAGAAAAACUAAAGUGCAAAGACUUGACAAGUGAUUAAAUAAUACUAAGUUUGUUCCAAGUGGUGCCAGUACAAGGCUAACAAAAAAUGAGUUCCCCCGAGGUAUCACCAGAAGCUGCGGACAAAUACAACAGAUUAUCACCGUCUUCUUCAAGUCGCAUACUCUAUCAUGUGCCGUGCAAAGUUUGUCGCGACCAUAGUUCCGGUAAGCAUUACGGCAUCUAUGCUUGCGAUGGUUGUGCCGGAUUUUUCAAACGUUCCAUACGACGCUCACGCCAGUACGUUUGCAAGUCACAGAAGCAGGGCAUUUGCGUGGUCGACAAAACCCAUCGCAAUCAAUGUCGCGCCUGCCGCCUGCGCAAAUGCUUCGAAGUUGGCAUGAACAAGGAUGCCGUACAACAUGAACGCGGACCGCGAAACUCCACAUUGCGUCGGCAAAUUCAAUUGUACAAAGAGGUCGUGAUGGGCCCGGAUCCGUUGCCAUCCGAUCUGAUGAUGAGUCAUAGAUUAUUCAAUGCUUUUCCAAUGACACCUAUGCUAAUACCGACUGUGCCACGACCACCACCUCCUCCACCACCACCACAACAUCAUCCACAUCAUCCACAUCCAGCUUUGGGCAAUCCUUUUCAGCCACCAAUAGUAUUGGAUCUAUCUGUUUCACGUGUAGCAGCACACCAUGCCAUGCAUCAGAGUCCAUUUGGCUUCUUCGCGCAAAACUCGUUCAUGAAUCGGUCGUUGCCACCAACGCCGCCACUAAUGGCCGCCGAACACUUAAAAGAGACUGCCGCCGAGCAUCUCUUCAAGAAUGUGAAUUGGAUUAAGAGUGUCGAAGCAUUCCAGAAUUUGCCGCUGCCUGAUCAAUUACAAUUGUUGGAGGAUUCAUGGAAGGAAUUUUUUGUACUAGCAAUUGCCCAGCAUCUCAUGCCGAUUAAUUUUCAACAGUUACUCUUUCUCUACGAAUCAGAGAAUAUGAAUCGUGAAGUGGUUAAUAUGGUGAAGUGCGAAGUACACUUCUUUCAAGAGGUACUCAAUAAGUUAUGUCAUCUGAAUAUCGAUACCAAUGAGUAUGAGUGUUUACGUGCAAUCACGCUCUUCCGUAAGGCAAACGGUGGCGAAGAUGCUGCUAACAAUUCAUUUGGUACUGGCGAAAGUAGCAGCCCAAAUUCAAGUACUUCCGGCGAUUCGCGUGGCCCUGUCGAUUCGGUCAAAAUAGCCGGUUUGUGCGAAGAGGCACGUGGUACCUUGCAGGCCUACGUGAUGCGCACAAAACCAACACAACCAUUGCGUUUUCAAGCAUUGGUCGGUAUACUACCAUUGCUCAGCAAAGUGUCGGGAUUCACAAUCGAGGAGUUAUUCUUCCGAAAGACAAUUGGCGAAGUCAAUAUCGUCCGGCUAAUAUCCGAUAUGUACAGUCAACGCAAGAUUUAAAAUCUCUGCGUUUUAGAGUGCUGAGAGAAGUAAGAAACGCAAUCGUUAACGCAACCACAACAACACUGCCGCCAUAUGUCGCCAAUGUUGCCAAUAAGUUGCGCGCGGGAUCGCUUAAAUGGAUUAACUGCCUUAUCGGGCGCUCGUUUAGAAAAAGUGCUUUCGCACUCCAAGUGCCUUGCUAUAUAAAAAGUGCUGGAAACUGUGAUAUGCUCUCGUACUUUAGAGGCGAAAGCUCCUGUCUGCUUAAUAACAAUAAUGUUAGUGAAUUUAGUUGUAAACAUCGGAAGAUGACAAUUAAGAUAAUGUCUUAUCAGUUUAACGCAUUUACAGUGCAUUCGAAUAAUAUUUAUAUACCUAUGAGAGGAAUUCGCUUCUCGCCCACACUUAAGGGCUUUCAAAUUACCACUCACAAAUGGUGAAGUUGAA